AUGGGUGAGAUGAUUCCACCUCAUGUGAAGAAACUUUGGGACAAAUGGAACAUUCGUGGAGUCAUAAUACUCAGUCUCUUCCUCCAAUCUAUCCUCAUCUUCUUUGCACCGAGCCGGAAACGCACAGCAAAGAAGCUCUUCCUUGUGCUCAUAUGGUCAGCUUAUCUCCUUGCCGAUUGGGCCGCUGAUUACGCGGUCGGACAAAUCUCAGACAGCCAAGAAGAAGAAUCUGAAAAACACACCAAGAACCGCGAGCUGCUAGCUUUUUGGUCACCGUUCCUUCUCUUGCACCUUGGAGGUCCAGACACCAUCACAGCACUUGCUCUAGAGGAUAACGAGCUUUGGGACAGACAUUUGUUCAGCCUCGUCUGCCAAGCCAUCGCUACUGUCUAUGUGAUCCUGUUGUCUAUACCGAACAGGCUUCUGAUCCCAACAGUGAUCAUGCUUGUGGGCGGAGUGAUCAAGUAUGUCGAGAGAACAGCUGCGUUGUUCUCAGCGAGUCUUGACAAGUUCAAGGACUCUAUGCUUCAGAAGCCUGAUCCUGGUGCUAACUACGCCAAGCUCAUGGAGGAGUACGCAGCUAAGAGGGACAUGAACAUGCCAACGGAGGUGAUUGUAGUGGAAGAUCCAGACAAAGGACGAGAAGGCAAUGCUCCAGUUAGGCCCAUCAAUGAUCUCACCGCGCUUCAAGUUGUUCAGUACGCUUACAAGUACUUUAACAUCUUCAAAGGUCUUAUCGUUGAUCUUAUCUUCACCAACAAACAACGAGACGAGAGCAGGAAGUUCUUCGACUCGCUGAAGCCAGAAGAAGCUUUAAGUAUCAUAGAAGUCGAGCUCAGCCUCAUCUACGACAGCUUGUUCACCAAAGCAGAGAUUCUUCACAACUGGACCGGGGUUGUGUUCCGGUUUAUAGCAUUGGGGUGCCUUGUCGCGUCUCUAUGCCUCUUCAAAAUGAAAAAGGAAGAUCAAUACGAUGGGUUCGAUGUUGCUCUCACGUACGCGUUGCUCAUAUGUGGAAUAGCUCUUGAUUCCAUCGCUCUCCUCAUGUUCUGUGUAUCUGAUUGGACCAUCGCUAGAUUGAGGCUCCUAAAAGAGGACAUGGACGAGAAAGACACCAAGGCAGAUAGAGUCCUCAACAGGAUCGCUGAGUGGAUCCUCGGUUUCAGGACACUGAGGUGGAAAACAUCCGGAGAUGGACAUCAAGUGCUCAACAGAAACUUCAUGUUCCGAAGAUGGUCUGAGUAUGUUCAUGCUUACAACUUGAUUGGAUACUGCUUGAAGAUACGUCCCAAGAGAAUCCAUCACACCAAGGGAAAGAUACACAUUUUCUUUCACAAGAUCUUUAACGUUUUGUGCAUAGACAUUGUCAUCAACAAUGCCACAAGAGGAAUCAAGCUCUGUUUCAGAUCCAUAACACAAGGAACUCGCCGGUUGCAUAACUCGAUAGACCGAAACUUGACCAAAGACAACCGGAUGAUCCGUACGGUUAGAUGGUUUAUCCUUUUCUGGUUUGUGCUUCCUCACCUUCUCGGACUUUUGAUCAACGAGGUCCUAGACUUUUUCGGCACCAAAGAUUUGGUUGAAGAGAUAAGAUUCACAACCAGCGACCGCCUCACGAGAGAGCUAUGGGAGUUCAUAUUCAACCAGGUGAAACACAAACAACGUUUCGCUGAAGACCAAGAAAGUGCAAAGGGCAUAUCUUCAGCUAGAGGAGACUGGACUUUAGUCGAUACAUCAAGCAGAAAUCCAACAGACCACACGAAGCUUCUCCGCUAUGUGAGGGAGAAAGACUACGACCAGAGCAUUCUACUGUGGCACAUCGCUACAGAGCUCUUCUACCAAAGCCAAACAGGCGAAGAAGAAACCAAAGAGAAGAAGCAAGAUUACUACACUAACCGAGAGUUGAGCAAGAUCUUGUCAGACUACAUGAUGUACCUUCUCAUGAUGCAGCCGACUCUCAUGUCAGCUGUUUCCGGAAUCGCAAAGAUACGUUUCAGAGACACAUGCGCAGAGGCGAACGAGUUUUUCCAGAGGAGGCACAUCAAGAAAUCAACUCGCGGGAAAGAAGACGUCGUGAGAGAAGCGAGCCGAGCGAUUCUCUCUGUGAACACAGACGUUGAGCCUAUGGAUGUGAAAGGAGACAGAAGCAAGUCUGUGUUUUUCGAUGCGAGCGUGCUUGCCAAGGAGAUGAUGAGGUUGGAGAGUGGAGGAGAGAAGAGCAUGUGGGAGGUUGUGAGCAAAGUUUGGGUUGAGUUGCUUUGCUUUGCUGCGACUCAUUGUGACUCCAAAGAACAUGCUUCUCAGCUUAGCAAAGGCGGCGAGCUCAUCAACUUUGUGUGGCUUUUAAUGGCUCAUUUUGGUCUCGGAGAUCAGUUCCAGAUCAAUAGAGACGAUGCAAGAGCCAAACUGAUCGUUGCCAAGUGA
Molecule: messenger RNA, 2424 nt
Organism: Microthlaspi erraticum
Lineage: Eukaryota; Viridiplantae; Streptophyta; Magnoliopsida; Brassicales; Brassicaceae
Source: the annotation of a GenBank genome assembly